Messenger RNA from Haliotis rubra (blacklip abalone), 1565 nucleotides. RefSeq names its product ras-related protein RHN1-like. The transcript has 7 exons. The coding region runs from base 116 to 763 and encodes 215 amino acids. The record is from RefSeq and is a predicted model, not a curated record. Gene Ontology annotation, molecular function: GTP binding; GTPase activity. Lineage: Eukaryota; Metazoa; Mollusca; Gastropoda; Lepetellida; Haliotidae.
CCGUAACAUCUAUGACUUCCGGUGGCCAAUGUUUACAGUUUUGAUGAUAAAGAAUUAGUACGAUAACACAUAUUAUUAACACGUGAAUUCUAAUCAGAAUCCUUGACCCUAGCCGAUGGCAACUUCAGAGGAGAGUAUGAGAUCACUAGAGGCGAAGGUGGUUGUUUUAGGCUCGCAAGGUGUGGGAAAGACAAGUGUCGUCAUCCGCUAUGUCGGGGGAAUGUUCAGCAAGGCCGUCAGUCCCACAAUCGGCGCUUCAUUCUUCACAUACAAGAUGACAGUGGACAACUACAGAGUCAAACUACAAGUAUGGGACACAGCAGGGCAGGAGAGAUUCAGGUCCAUGGCCCCAAUGUACUACCGGAAGGCCAAUGCUGCCAUGUUGGUUUAUGACAUCACUUCCUCCGACAGUUUCUAUGACAUCAAAGACUGGGUCAAAGAACUGAAGAAAAAUGUCGACACACCAAUAGUCAUGUGUCUUAUUGGAAACAAGGCCGACCUUGACAGUGGAAGAAAGGUCAGUGUGGAAGAUGCCCAAGAAUAUGCCGAAUCCAUUGAUGCCCUUUUUGCUGAAACAUCGGCACUGAAAAAUAUCGGUAUCGAGGAGGCGUUCCUCCAGGUGGCGAAGCAGCUGAUAAAAGUAUACGAGACACAUCCCAAUUCUGGACUCGGGCAACGCGGAACCUCCACCAAACCCAGAUCUCUUCAGCACAGAUGCCGUAAAACUCGCAGAGAAACCAGCGCCAAAACAUCAAGAGAGUGAUGGAUGUGGCUGCUGACGAAAACCCAGACCUUCUUGUUCCAUAUCACUGAAAUCUUCAGGAAGUCACGUGAUCACAUCCGGCAGAAGUCAUGAUCACAUCCGGCAGAACAAUGAGCAGCGGCAAUGUUUCCGUUGACAGGUUCCUGGCAGGACGUGUCCUUCGUGUACAUGGUCUAAAGACUAAUUAGGCUAAACCUUCAUUUUAAUGCAGCAGUUAUGAUAUGCAGUGGCAGACCCAGGGUUGCUAGGCAACGGUCAUUUAUUCCAGGUAGGUGUGGACAAAGGGAAUGGGAGGUUGAAGAACAGAAGGUAAAGGUGAAGGUCACCAAAACAUAUGAGUGUCAAGGGAAUUUUCCCAAGAAGUGAAAUGCAUGCUGGGGAACAACCAUGUUAUAAUGGACUACAUAACAAGGUAUACAGUGAGUUUACUGAGCAUUUUCCAAAACUAUGACAAACAUUAAGGGAGGGUUCUUGUUUUCACUUGAUUAUUUUGUCAAUAAACACCACCCCUGUAAUAAAUGACCGGUUCCUCAACUAGGGUAAAAAAACCCUCUUUUUUUUAAGAAUAUAUUUCAUUAUCAUCGUUUUUAUCAUGAGUCAUUGUGACUGAGCUUAGCUGAAAUAUACAAAUUUUUGUCAUUGUGGACCCUCUUAGAUUGUAGCAAUUAUCUCAGAAAACAUUAUAGCAGAGAGUUAGGAGUAUAACUUUUAAUAUUAUACUUUGGUUCAAACUUUACUGUUGAGUUUGACCAAAAUGUUGUGAAAAAAUAUUCAAAUAUUUUAUUCUACUUUUUGUUUCAUA